UUUUUAAGUCAUUACACGUGCGAAUUCUUUUCGCGUUUUUUCCAAACUACCGAAGCGUAUAUUAUCUUUCAGCGUCGUAGUAUAAAUAUCAACAAUUUAUUGGAUGGAGAUCAAAGUGUUUUUUCGUCCGAACGAAUGACUACUUUCAGCGAGUGAAUUAAAAAAAAUAACCAGAGUUUGAAUCGAAUAAAAGAGGAAAAAAUAAAUUAAUAAAAAAAUACACGAUGAAUCCAGCGUAUGGCCAAUCUAAUUCAUACUGGAGUCCUACUGCAACCGAAUUACAAUAUUCACCAUUGAUGCAAACCAUACCGACAAUGGUCACGUCAACAAUAAAAACAUCUGACACGACAUCGCCUCCAUUAUUUAGACCCUAUAAUCAUUAUCCGCUUAUGGGAAUUAAACCACAUUUUGACAUCCUCAAAAACAAAACACACAAGUCUGCAUUCAAACCAGUCGUAAAAAAAUCAGUGAAUAAAAGCAUUCAAUCAGCCAAAUCUGUGAAAGGGCAUGUAGUUGAAUCGAGCUAUUAUAAUAUGCCAAACGUAAUUUUAGCAAAUGAUAACAAUUGUUUUCGUUAUGGUCAAGCACAAUUUCCCAUUCCAUAUGAACCGCUAAUCGUUAGUAGAGGAUCAAACGGUUUUUCGUCACCCGAGCCUAAACCAACCGUUCCGAAUUCAAGUGUGAAUGAAUCGCAUGACAUUCCAACAAUAGCUUCUGUUAAAACAAGCGAGCCAAAAAUUGUGAAAAAUUUACCCAAACCCAUUGCCGUGUGUCAAAAUAACACCAUCCAUACUUCAAUUGACAAUGCAUAUCAAUGGAAUCCACUUAUACUGUAUCCAUCAGAACCAUUGACAAAAAGUGAAAUGAUUUUACCGCAAAAAAAGUCAUACACUCGCAAACGACGACGAGAAUAUUGUGAUGCUCGACAAUCUUGUAUUGUAAAGGAGAAUGAAGUGCCGAUCAUUGACUUAACAUCAAACGAAGAUGAAUGCACAUCCAAACCGCUAGACAUUAACGGCAAUGAAAUACUAAUAACAACCAACACAAAACCAGUGGAUGUCAUUACAUGCAAAAAAACAAAGGAUUUGAAAUUUAAUAUUUCUGAACAACAACAGCAACAUUUACCGUUGCCAAUGGAAAAAUCAGCAGAAAUAACUUCAAACGUAUUAUCGACGAAGUCAGCUGAAAAGUUAAUGAAUUCACCGAUUUUAAUGACAAAUCUGACACAAAACGGUUGCCGAAUGCCACCGAAAGAGCAACUCAAAUUUGUUAACAAAUACAAUCGGUGGAUGCGAUAUUUUCGUGUUUAUAACGGCUUUCGAUUUUUUGCCCAACAAAAUUAUGCAUACGCACAACAGCAUACAAACAAAACUGAUGACACUGUGUUGAUACAAAGCACGCUUGUAAAGUGGUGGAACGCAUUGCCACCGUUGGGAAAAGAACAAUAUGCAAAAAUGGCCGAAACCAUAUAUCGACACAAACUAUCGACGCAUACCAAUGCAAAUGGCGUCACUACAAAUAUGUCGGCGUCAAUGCCGAUGCUUCCAAUUUCCGAUGAUUCUGACACGAACACAAACACAGCAAACGAUGUACAUGUUAAUCAGAACAAAACUAGCAGUCGGUGUUAAAGCAAACGAUUUUGCGCAUACAACUCAUUCCUUUGGCAGCACACAAGUGCGAUUGAUGCAGAGUUCGUUGACAGAAGAAAGUAUUAAUAAAUAAGAUUUAUAUUGUAAGAAGAGCAAAAACAAUCAAAUCGAAGUAGUUAUAAUUAGUUUUACGUAAAAUAAGUUCCGAAUGAAUUCGAAUUAAAGUGUUGACCAUUGAAAUAAACGAAA
Messenger RNA from Contarinia nasturtii (swede midge), 1838 nucleotides. RefSeq lists its product as uncharacterized. The transcript is spliced from 4 exons. Bases 225 to 1628 code for a protein of 467 amino acids. The record is from RefSeq and is a predicted model, not a curated record. NCBI's taxonomy places the organism in Eukaryota, Metazoa, Arthropoda, Insecta, Diptera, Cecidomyiidae.